Molecule: messenger RNA, 1776 nt
Organism: Cydia pomonella (codling moth)
Lineage: Eukaryota; Metazoa; Arthropoda; Insecta; Lepidoptera; Tortricidae
Product: pro-resilin-like
Exons: 6
Coding region: 761-1591 (276 amino acids)
Cellular component (GO): extracellular matrix
Source: RefSeq, a predicted model, not a curated record
CUAGACCCUUAUGGUGGAAAAUUUUUCUGCCUAUGGAUGAGGUCUUGUUGGCUCAGAUGGCAGAGCGCUGGAGUAUCGAUCCAGAUGCCGUGAGUUCAAGUCUCACCCAAGACAGUAAUAUUUCCACUUUUAAAUUUAUUCUAAUAUUUUUCUUGUUUACUUUGAUACACUUGGCUUUGAUACACACCAAAGCCAAAGUUAGUUAAUAAUUAUUUACGAUACAAGUGCAGAAACUGAAACCGAAGGGACUGUUUUAAAUCGACACGAGUUGUGAAUUACCUUAUCGUACAACGUUUUACACUACAUAUAGCUCUAAAGUUUCGACAUAUGCACGGAAAGUGCUCAUUCCCGCACGCGUCCGUGAAAGUAGCACCAUAUGUUCUGUAAAAUUAUUAUCAACAUGAGUAACACAAUCUUUGUCAACGUAUUUUUGGGCCGCCUUGUAUACAUGGUCACGACUCCAUUGAUUUCUCUGCGCCUCUAAUCCGCUAUACCUUGAGAGUUCUUUUCUUAUCUAAUCACCUGUAAUUUUUUAACCCCUACCUCUACACUCCUACAUACCCUAUGGACCUUCAGACAGUGUAAUAAGAUCUAUUUUAUCGUGGCAAAUGUAACAUGUCAGUCUUCACACUCCUACAGUCGCCAUCAGAUAUAUCGGAGCGGGCAAGUUGCUCACAAAUAUCUGAACACGCUUCUAUUGUCAAGGCGCUAGAGUGCGUGUUUAGAUAUUUUUGAGUACCUCGCCGCUACGAUAUAUCUGAUGGCGACUGUACAUACCUUAUCGAGAAACUUUAGACAUUGCAAUAAGAAUUAUUUUAGCGUGACAAAUAACAUGUUUUGUAAGGGAAGAGCUUUGUAUAAAAGCUUGGAAGAUGGUGACAUUAGCACAUUCGUUGUGACAUCUGUGUUCUGGGACACUUCAGCUAACAUGAAGACUAUUAUUGCAACAGCUGUUCUGGUGGCCAUCACCUUGGCUGAACCCCCUCCGUCUAAUAGCUAUCUCCCUCCCGCUGCAGGCCGAAGUGGCGGCUACCCUAGUGGUGGUCCUCAGGGUUCCGGCGUCAUAGCGGCCAGGAGCGGCCUGGACCAUGGUUUAGACCAUCACGACCAUGGGCAUGCGGCGCAGGGCAAUGGAUUUGCUAGGAGUGGACUUAAUGGUCUCAGUGGUGGUCACGGCUCCCACGGCCACGGACAACAGGCCAGGUUCGGCCAGGAACAACAAGGGUAUGACCACAAUGCUGCCGCUUUUGGAAGGAACGCCCUUGAAGAGAGCGCGGAGCCGGCCAACUACAACUUCGGGUAUAUGGUGAAUGAUUUCGAGGAGGGCACGGAUUUCGGGCACCACGAGGAGAGGCAGGACGAGAGGGCUGAGGGGGAGUACCAUGUUGUGCUGCCUGAUGGCAGGAAACAGACUGUAAGCUAUGAAGCCGAUGAGCGUGGCUUUAAACCCCACAUUUCGUACGAAGACACCGACGCGUCCGCUCGCUCCGGUGGUUACGACUCGAAUGCCAACAACGCGCGCAGCGGCCAUGACAGUUUCGGCAAUGGCGGCCAUGGUAACCAUGGCAACGCCCGCUCCAACGGCUACUGACUCAAUUCAAGCCUUAUUGUUAUAACAUUAGGUCUCAUUUUGCUUUGUAAAAUGGCUUAGUUUGAAUUUAUAUAUAAGUGCAAAUGUGAAAAUACAAAAAUAUUAUUCUAUUUGAUUUAUUGUAUUGGUGGCACGAGCUAGCUGUUUUUGUGAAUAGGUAAAUAUAAUGUUAUUUUUUCACUAAA